CUUAUCCUGGGACGUGACACCUGCGCAUAGUCAACACCGUGAUCCCAGUGGCGUAGUCACAGCUUAUCAGCCGCCCUGGGGGAACCUGAAUGGUGACUCAUCCCAGGGAGAGUGUGCAGUGCCAGUGGCAAAGAGGUUUAGAAUGCCCGUUUCUCCAGGUAGCAAUGGCGUGUUCUGGUACAGUCAUAACGUAGCAAAUGUGCACAUGGUUGUCAUCAGCACGGAGCAUGACGUCAGCCCAAGCUCGGUGCAGGCAAAGUGGCUGGAGAGUGACUUAGCUGCUGUGAACAGGACACGACAACCGUGGGUUAUUGUUGGUGGACACCGCAGUCUGUAUAACGAUGUGCAAUACACAUAUCCCGAUCCAGACCUUCCUUAUCAAGAGCAUGGAAGGAGGUAUCUGACACCACUGUUUGAUCAUUAUAACGUCAACGUCUAUUUGGCUGGCCACUACCAUAACUAUGUACGCACUUGUCCACUGAUUGUUGCUGGCACAACACAUAUCACUGUCGGGACCGGUGGGGCUGGACUGGAGCCGGACACUUUCUCAACACCAUCGUGGAUAGCCUUCAAUUUGACUGGCUAUCAUGGAUUUGUCACGUUUGAAACUGCAUCGUCAACCAUGGCAGUUCUGAAGUUCUUCGAUGCAGUGUCUGGUCAGAUGAUGGACAAUACUACCCUGAUCCAAAACAUAGAUCACCCCAGCUCACGUCCAUCACCAGAAACCUCCACCAGACCCACAACAUGUCCUGCCAGCGUCUCUCCUCGACCAAGCAAUGGUGGCAUAUCACAAACAGGAAAAGAAAUUCUCAUUGGCACACUGUGCGCACUAGCUGGCUUCAUGCUGGGCGGCGUUUCGGCUGUGUUCAUCCUCAAAAAGCUGAAGAAACAUCGUUAUAGGACAGUAUCAGAGUUUUGAAAUACCAAAGCACCUUCAAGGCUUUUUGUAACUUUAUAACCAUGACAACAUAAUGAGAUCCUCACCCUUUCUUGAAAUUCAGAAUCAGAAUCAGAAUUUAACUCAUCACACAGCUUCUUGAGCUGCCUCAACUGGCGACUGCACCAUUAUUUAUUUGUAUUUUUUCGCACACCAUUCAUGAGAACAUCAUUCACAUCUUGCACUAGUUUACAAUUGUGUCUGCAGUGUGCUUUCUCAUUUUGUUAGAAGUAGAGCUCACACGUUUUACUGAAUGCUGAAUUGAACUAUACCAGCCGGUGCGAAAGCACCACUACAAGUUCAAAGACUGCAUAAAAACUGUUUUAUAUCGGGUUCCCAUCACUCUUCAUUCUGAAUCUGAA
This is a messenger RNA of Sycon ciliatum, 1299 nucleotides long. RefSeq lists its product as uncharacterized. Lineage: Eukaryota; Metazoa; Porifera; Calcarea; Leucosolenida; Sycettidae. Gene Ontology annotation, molecular function: hydrolase activity. Bases 143 to 919 code for a protein of 258 amino acids. The transcript has 7 exons. The record is from RefSeq and is a predicted model, not a curated record.